Dentiscutata erythropus is the source of this 528-nucleotide messenger RNA. NCBI's taxonomy places the organism in Eukaryota, Fungi, Glomeromycota, Glomeromycetes, Diversisporales, Gigasporaceae. The record is from the annotation of a GenBank genome assembly.
AUGACUUUUGAAUAUAUAAACGGAGAUGAUAGACCAUUGUCAAGAUAUACAAACUCCAAAGAAUCAACGAUAAAGAACUUCAAAGUAAAAUUACUGAUAAAAGAAUUACCAAACUUUAAAAACCUAUACAUACGCGACAAGAACAAGUAUAUUAGUUCAGAAUAUAGAAGAUGUAAUACAGAAAUUGAAGAUGAUACAUAUUGGUUGUCUUGUGAAAAAAAAAUGAUCAAAAUCGAAGAGAUAAUAUGUGAAGCCAUCACAAAGAUAGAAAAUGAAGAAAAAAUAAAAGCUGUCAAUAUAAACAAAUUUAUUGCAAAAUUUAAAAGUAUACAUUUGGAUAAAAAGAUACCAAUAGGUGUACUAACGACAAAAAUGAAAUUUCUAAAUAAUGAUGAAAAUAGAAUAGAGUCACAAAAAUACCAGUUAACAGAAAUUAAUCAAAAUAUUAACUUAAAUGAUAUUGAAAGCACAAUAGAAUUUAACGAAACUCCUGUAAAUAGUUAUAUAGUUAAAUGGAGUGAACAAUUU